Molecule: messenger RNA, 582 nt
Organism: Anopheles marshallii
Lineage: Eukaryota; Metazoa; Arthropoda; Insecta; Diptera; Culicidae
Exons: 2
Coding region: 1-582 (193 amino acids)
Source: RefSeq, a predicted model, not a curated record
AUGUACGGUUCAGUGGAAACAACAAUCCGCACGAUUCGAUCGUCCAUCUUGCUGAUGCUGACGAUGCUAGUGGUGGAGCUGUGCACCGGUCCAGUAACGGUCAUGUACGAACGGACCCAACAGCUUAACGGGUACGAUUUAAUUGACUCUAGAAAUUUGCGCAUCCGAAAGUACAACCGUACAAUAUCCAUCUUGGACGGAACUUUUGAUGUAUUUCAAGACUUGGGUGACGAUUAUUCCUUCACUCUCAAGCUGGCGUAUAGUAAGUUGGGCAAUAAUCAGUUCAUAAAUUCACCCUUCCGGUUGCCGUUGCAAAAAAUGUGCCAGUUCCUCAACACCACCUAUCGCGACUACCGGGAGUUUUAUAGAAACAUAUCAAACUUUCCCGAGGUAGGUACCUGCCCGGCGGUUGCCAACCAGUAUUACAUCCGGAAUCAUGUUCUGGAUGCAGGGAUAAUCAACAAUUACUUCCAAACAGGAUUGUGGAAGGUCACAAUGAUUUUAUUCAAGAGCAACAAUGUGGAUCUUCCCAUCUACAUGAUCGAGUUUCUUUUCAGAGUGUCACGCGAAGGGUUGUUUUAA